Molecule: messenger RNA, 1261 nt
Organism: Hyaloscypha bicolor E
Lineage: Eukaryota; Fungi; Ascomycota; Leotiomycetes; Helotiales; Hyaloscyphaceae
Product: Cupredoxin
Exons: 2
Coding region: 217-930 (237 amino acids)
Source: RefSeq, a predicted model, not a curated record
CUUUUCGUUCGUGCCUUCCCUGAGAAAGCUCCCCUGCCCAGCUGAGCUCUGCGUGAGGCUUACAUGGAGAGCUCCGAGCUAUAGCUUAUAAUCGGGAAGUUCUCCAGCCUCAAAAUUUUCUCAAACCCUCACACCACUGUCGUUCCUGGCUUCAAGUCUUUGAUCAAAAAUUCUUCCAAUUACUUUCAGAGAACGCCAAUCAGCUCGAAAACAACAAUGUAUGCAUCAAUCGGCUUUCUUGCAGGCCUAGCAGCCACUGUGGUUGCAAAAACCAUCGUCAUCACCGCCGGCACUGGCGGAUUGGCGUUCUCUCCCGACACCAUGACCGCUGCUGUAGGCGAUGUACUGGAAUUCCACUUCGUGGGCAGCAUCCACACUGCCGUGCAAGGCGACUUCAGUUCUCCAUGUGUCCAGUCCAGCGGGGGUUUUGACUCUGGAAAAAUCAGCAGCGCCAGCGUCUUCCAAGUCACAGUGAAAAACACCGAUCCGAUGUGGUUCUUCUGCGCAACACCCACUCAUUGCCAAGGCGGUAUGGCCGGCGUCGUGAACCCACCUUCAACUGGCGAUUCCCUGGCUGCUUAUAAAUCCGCGGCGGGAAAUGCACCUUCUUCGUCAUCAUCUGGGAAGGUAUCAGGUGGCGUCGUUUUGCCAGUAGGAAGCUCUGGCUCAAGCUCCAGCGCGACUCCCGCCCCGCCAUCCACUUUCUCAGGUGCUAGCGCAGCAACCUCCACUGUAUCGGGUGUAGCUACUGCUUCUCCUUCGAGUAUGACACCGGCAGGAGCCGGGAGUCCAACCAGUAGCUCUUCGGGAACGACGUCCCCGACGCCUAAUUCUACUGGGGCAGGAAACUCGCUGAUCGCGACGAGUGGAAAUAUCGUGCCUCUCGGUCUUGUGUUCGGGUUAGGGGCUUUCGUUGUUUUGAUGGCUUGAGGAAGAAGAUACGAGAGCAAAGUUAGGGAAUUCGUGGCUUGGAAAUGUUGGCUCCAUUUCAAAGUUACGGUGGGAAUAAUAUGCGUUACAUGUUCUUUCAUACAUCUGGCAAAGAAGGUCGAAACUCUCUCGUUGCAUUCUUCCCUUUCGUCGAGUAUUAGGAACUACCCACCCCACACCUCGAGAGCAGCAAGGAAAGCUUCUGUUCCAUUUGAUCUCUUCUCUUAGCAAAAUCGAAAGUUAUUAAAAUUGAACUACCUGGCAAGAAAAGAAGAAAGUCAGAAAUAGCAUCACUGAGUUCAGUUAACGAAUGGUAAAAUGAAUGCAGCAG